UGUAACUUUACUCCUUUUAUCAACUUUCUGCUUUUCCUACAGUAUUCAUUUCAAAGGGGGCUCCCCCCGUUUAUGGCCCCAAAUAAACCAAAGCAGCGCAGAUGUAGCUUUCCCAACCCUUCAGAUAAUCAGGCAUCCUUUCCGCCGAAGCAGGGUGCGCAGCCGCUUGCAUUUUCCUUCAGGCUGCCCGGGCAGAUGCGAGGGCUCCUCGGCGCCGUGCUCCCCUCUGGGGAAGUGUCCCCAAUGGCAGUGUUCACCGCAAGGCUCCUUGAGCUGAAUUUCCCAGGGCUGGAAAUGCCCCGCAUCGCCUCCUCCCAGUCCCAGACGCCUUUCCCUGGGCGCACACACCGGGCGUUUGAACCGCUGCUGGGUCACGCUCCCUCUCCGUCUGAGUUAACCCAGGGCGCAGGAUUUUAUUCCCAGGUAGGGAAAGUUUCCUUUGCCCUCUCGUAGUGUUUUCCUCAGCUACAAAAGCCACCUGGAUGAAACCAAAGGAUUCCUGCGCGUUAGCAAAUGCCUGUUAAAUGGCUUCAUUACCACUCUAAUGACCCUUGCACAGCUCCACUCGGCUACUGCUGCGGCUGGGUCUCUGCAAAGCUUUUGUCCCUGACUUGUGUAAAGUUACUUAGGGAUUGCGGGGUUAGAAAUUUUACACUUCCAGGAGGGGUUUGUUGCGCUGGCAGCUGGGACGCAUCUGUAACGGUACAAGAUUGCCUGAAAGCAGAAAAUUAGCAAGCUCAGGGCGCUGCUCGACUGUUGUGUCUCUUGCAGCACCGGGUCACACGAGUAGGAGAAGGAAUGGGAAGGGGAUUUGUCUCGGAGCAAACGCGUACAUUUUCCUUUGUGAGUACUUUUUCGUGUGACCCGAUCCCAGAGCACCCAAAUCUGUGUCCCCCCCGCCUCGCCUCACGCAGCCGUGCAUUUUUGUCCCCCUUGGUGAACUUAAACAGUCGGUGACACUACUUCAACCACAGGACAAAGCAGCCGAGGGCCAAAGAGAGGAGCAAACCCUUUCGGCCUAGUACAGGGCUGCGGGGAGCGUUUUCCCCUUUCCACCCCCAAAUCGCAGGCCCCCAAGGCUUGGCCAAAACGUCUCCAACAGCUUCGCUUUUUCCCCAGAAGCGGCCGGCCCAGCCGCCGGCCAGAGGCGCGGUGCGGAGCGAAUUUGUCCCCUGGGGGCUGGAGGGGGCUUGCCCAGCCAGCCGCGGCAGGGGAUGCGGGGGGAUAUGCUAAUGCCGGCCGGCCGCCGCGGACCAGCCCCCCGGAACGUGGAGAUAUAAGGGCCCCCCGCAUCGGGGAAAGGACACUUCGGCUCAGGUCGCUAAUUAGGCAGGAAACCUCCCCGGCCAGCUCGCUUGCCCGAGCUCGGUGGCUGCCGCCCCGCACCGCCGCCCGGGCUGCAGGGAUGGAGGUGAUGGACAGCUGCCAGUUCUCCCCGUCCGAGCUCUUCUACGACAGCUCCUGCCUUUCCUCCCCGGAGGGCGAGUUCCCCGAGGAUUUCGAGCCCAGGGAUCUGCCUCCCUUCGGCGCCCACCAGCCCGCCGAGCCCGCCUGCUCCGAGGAAGAGGAGCACGUCCGAGCCCCCAGCGGCCACCACCAGGCCGGCCACUGCCUGAUGUGGGCUUGCAAAGCCUGCAAGAGAAAGUCCACCACGAUGGACCGGCGGAAGGCGGCCACCAUGAGGGAGAGGAGGAGGCUGAAGAAAGUGAACCAGGCGUUUGAGACCCUGAAGAGGUGCACCACGGCCAACCCCAACCAAAGACUCCCCAAAGUGGAGAUCCUGAGGAACGCCAUCAGAUACAUCGAGAGCCUCCAGGAGCUCUUGAGGGAGCAGGUAGAAAACUACUAUCACCUGCCGGGACAGAGCUGCUCCGAGCCGACCAGCCCCACCUCCAGCUGCUCCGACGGCAUGGCUGACUGCGGCAGCCCGGUGUGGCCGGCGAGAGGCAGCAGCUUCGAGGCCGGUUACUGCUCCGAGAUGCCCCACGGGUACGGCGCGGAGCCGAGCAGCGCCCUGUCCAGCCUGGAUUGCCUCUCCAGCAUCGUGGACCGCCUCUCCCCGGGGGGGGAGCCCCUCCGACACCCCGGCUCCCUCUCGCCGGGAGCCAGCAUCGACUCGGGGCCCGGGACGCCCGGGACGCCACCGCCCCGACGGACCUACCAGGCGCUAUGAGGGACGCCAGCGC
Cygnus olor (mute swan) is the source of this 2186-nucleotide messenger RNA. RefSeq names its product myogenic factor 5 (gene MYF5). Gene Ontology annotation, biological process: regulation of transcription by RNA polymerase II; muscle organ development; positive regulation of myoblast differentiation. Lineage: Eukaryota; Metazoa; Chordata; Aves; Anseriformes; Anatidae. Bases 1406 to 2173 code for a protein of 255 amino acids. Gene Ontology annotation, molecular function: RNA polymerase II cis-regulatory region sequence-specific DNA binding; protein dimerization activity; DNA-binding transcription factor activity, RNA polymerase II-specific. The record is from RefSeq and is a predicted model, not a curated record. The transcript has 3 exons.